Molecule: messenger RNA, 874 nt
Organism: Prorocentrum cordatum
Lineage: Eukaryota; Dinophyceae; Prorocentrales; Prorocentraceae
Source: the annotation of a GenBank genome assembly
CUGGUGAUCGUGCCCAUCGAGCACGACGUCGGACCCGCGUCUCGAUACCUCGGGUGUGCAAAGAUGGUGACCAAUCCAGAGGACCUGAUCGUGGCAUUCGACGACGACAUCGCCUACGAGAACACCACCAUCUCCAGCCUGGCGUGCGCGAAGCGCCACGACCCCGAGUUUUCGUGGACGGGCCACCGCUUCACGGGGCUGCGUGGCUUCCAGACGGGCCAGGGCGCCGAUGGCUUCAUGAUGCACGCCGGCGACCUCAAGGGCUUCAAGGACUUCAUCGAGUCCGUGGAGGAGCCCUGCUUCAAGGUCGACGACCUCGCGGUGUCGGAGUGGCUGACCAACUACGUCAAGAGGCCCGUGAAGUCCCUCGAGGAGAAGCAACAGCGCGUGGACGCCUGCGGGCUGGUCAAGAUGCCCAUCUACAAGUCCAACUGCUGGAUGGCCCCAGACAAGCGAUCGAAGGGCGGCGAGCGCCGCAUCUGCCGCCCGAGCAUCCAGAGCGUCAACUCGUUGCGGAACGACCACGCGUCCGGCGGCCGCGGAGACGACAUGAAGCGGUGCACCGACGCUCUGGCCGCCAGGUGCAAAGGUGCAACGGGGUGUGCGGAGAAGUGACCAGACAGGGAGAGCAAUUGGCUAGCCUCGAGGCCCGAUGCGCGUUCCAAGUCAAAGCGGCCUCGUGAGACGAGGUUUCCUUCACGCUUUCCACAUCCUCCUCGACCUCAUCUACCUGCUUCUCGUCCUCCUCAUUUAAUCGCUUUCCCUCCGCAGCGCUGCCACAUCAUCUUAACGACCUCUCCCCGUCACAGCACCAGACGUGUCAUUAGGGUGGGCCGGGCGUGUCGCUUGAUACUUCCUGCCCGCUGAUGGUGCU